UGCCAAGAUCUGUGUUGGAAAGCGGUGGCGGUAGAGUUGCCAUCGUCCAGCUGUUGGGUAUUUUUUAGUGCCUUUUCGGCGAAGUUAAGUUGGCUGCGAUUUACCCCACUUCCUUUUCCGUGUUAGCUGUGAAAGAAAAAACAUGCCGCUAGCAAAAGAUCUUCUGCACCCUCUGCCCGCCGAGGAGAAGCGCAAGCACAAGCUGAAGCGCCUGGUCCAGCACCCCAACUCGUACUUCAUGGACGUGAAGUGCCCCGGCUGCUACAGGAUCACCACCGUCUUCAGCCACGCCCAGGGCGUCGUGGUCUGCGCCGGAUGCGCAACCAUUCUGUGCCAGCCAACUGGAGGACGCGCCAAGCUGACAGAAGGCUGCUCUUUCCGCAGGAAGCCACAGUAAAAUGGGACUCGCGAUGAACCACAAAUUAUUAAUUUUUUAAUAAAAAUCUAUAAAACGUAAAGAAACCACAGAA
Molecule: messenger RNA, 470 nt
Organism: Drosophila biarmipes
Lineage: Eukaryota; Metazoa; Arthropoda; Insecta; Diptera; Drosophilidae
Gene: RpS27
Product: 40S ribosomal protein S27
Exons: 3
Coding region: 143-397 (84 amino acids)
Biological process (GO): ribosomal small subunit assembly; translation
Cellular component (GO): ribosome; cytosolic small ribosomal subunit
Molecular function (GO): structural constituent of ribosome; RNA binding
Source: RefSeq, a predicted model, not a curated record